GCGGCCACGAAACGUAACACACGAGCACGCGAGGCGCCUUUCCUUCGCUUCGCCUCCCUUCCCGGUUCCCCCCUCGCCACCCAGAUCCCGAUCGAUCUCGCAGCGAUCUAUGGCGUCCUCCUCGUCGCCGCCGCCGUUCACCGCGCAAAACCCUACCGCGCAGGGCCCAGGACCGGGGCCCGCGGGCGCCCUCCCCGCGGCGCUCUCCAACCUUCAGAUCUCCCGCGGCGCGGCCCCGCCUCCCGGCGCGCCGCGUGGGCUCACGCCGCAGACCGCCCCGCCCGCCUUCGCCGCCCGCCCGGCCCCACCGGCAGCCGCUCGCCCCACCUUCCCCGGCAGCCCGCCCGCGCCGCCGUUCGUGCGGGCGCCGACGACGGCGUCCGCCGGGCCGCCCUUCGGCGGUUCGCGUCCCGCUGCGGGGUCGCAGCAGCCGGCGCCUCCGUUUGGUGGGCCCCCGGGGGCGGUGUCCCAGCCGGCACCUCCGUUCGGCGGCCCCCGCGGGACGGUGUCCCAGCCGCCUCCGCCGUUCGGAGGCCCUCCUGCUGCGGCGUCACAGGCGCCGCCGCCGUUCGGAGGCCCUGCUGCUGCGGCGUCGCAGGUGCCUCCGCCGUUCGGCGGUCCCUCGGCUGCAGCAUCCCAGGCGCCGCCGUUCGGUGGCCCCCCUGGGUCAGUGUCACAGCCUCCGCCCUUUGGCGGGCCUCCUGCCGUAGGGUCUCAGCCGGCGCCACCGCUGUUUGGUGGGCCGCGGCCAGCGUUCCCCGGACAACCUGCAGCAAUGGCGGCAUCCUCAUCGCAGCCAAUGCCACCGAGUUUUGGGGCUCCACAGCAGUCUGCACCACCGUUCGGUGGGCCACCUCAGUUUGGUGCUCCCCGGCCUGGUGGGCAGCUGCCCUUUGCGGCACAAUCAGCGCCUGUUUCACAGCAGCCACCAUUCAUGGCACCUCCCUGGGCUAAUGUGCCGGCGUUUGGGCCUCCAUCGUGGCAAUCUCAGGGAGCUGGGUCUGGUGCUAUGCAACCACCUAUGAGAAUGCCAGGCAUCCCUGGUAGCAUGCUGCCAAACACACUAGGACAAGGGGUACCACCCCCUGGCACCCCGACAAUACCAUAUUCUCCUCAUGCUGGAACCCAGGUCUCAACCCCAUCCAAAAUCGAUCCUAAUCAAAUUCCCCGGCCAAUGUCUGAAGCAUCAGUCAUCAUUUAUGAGACCCGUCAAGGUGGCCAAGCAACAGUUCCCCCGGCUGCAUCUAGCGAAUUUAUUGUGAAGGACACUGGGAACUGUAGCCCUCGUUUAAUGCGAUGCACUGUUAAUCAGAUACCUUGUACAGGUGAUCUCUUGACAAUGUCAGGCAUGCCUUUAGCUGUGAUGGUUCAACCUUUCUCUCUUCCUCACCCAUCUGAGGAACCUAUUCAGCUUGUGGACUUUGGAGAGAUUGGACCCAUUCGGUGUUCUCGUUGCAAAGCAUACAUAAAUCCCUUCAUGAGAUUUGUUGAUCAAGGGCGGCAUUUCAUCUGUAAUUUAUGCGGAUUCAGCAAUGAUACUCCUAGGGAGUACAUGUGCAACUUAGGGCCUGAUGGUAGGCGACGUGAUGCUGAUGACAGGCCUGAGUUAUGUAGAGGAACAGUUGAAUUUGUUGCUACAAAGGAGUUUCUGGUUCGUGAUCCAAUGCCUGCUGUAUAUUUCUUCCUUAUUGAUGUCUCCAUGAAUGCUAUACAAACUGGUGCAACUGCUGCAGCUUGCAGUGCUAUUUCCCAGGCUAUUUCAGAUCUGCCGGAAGGUCCUCGGACAAUGGUUGGAAUUGCCACAUUUGAUUCUGCUAUUCACUUCUACAGCCUUAAACGUGCUCAGCAGCAGCCAUUGAUGCUUAUUGUUCCUGAUGUUCAAGACGUAUAUACACCUCUUCAAACGGAUCUUAUCCUCCCAGUUUCUGAGUGCCGGGAGAAUCUGGAGCAAUUGCUGGAAAGCAUCCCGAACAUGUUUGAGAAUAAUAAGGUUGCUGAUUCUGCUUUUGGCGCAGCUAUGAAGGCUGGCUUCCUGGCAAUGAAAUCUACUGGCGGAAAACUUCUUGUUUUCCAAUCAGUGCUGCCAUCACUUGGGGUUGGUUCUUUAUCUGCUAGGGAAGCUGAAGGUAGAGCAAAUAUUACAACUGGUGAUAAGGAAGCCCAUAAACUUCUGCAACCUGUUGACAGUACUCUCAAGACAAUGGCACUAGAAUUUGCUGAAUAUCAGGUCUGUGUGGAUGUAUUCUUGACCACCCAAUCCUAUGUUGAUAUUGCUUCGAUAUCUGUUGUGCCCCAUACUACAGGUGGCCGGGUCUACUACUAUUAUCCGUUUUCGGCUCUUUCAGAUCCAGCCAAGCUCUUCAAUGAUCUCAGAUGGAAUAUCAGUAGACCUCAGGGUUUUGAGGCUGUUAUGCGUGUCAGGUGCAGUCAGGGCCUUCAAGUUCAGGACUAUUUUGGCAAUUUCUGCAAACGUGUUCCUACUGACAUUGAUCUUCCAGCGAUUGAUUCUGAUAAAACUGUAAUGGUCACGUUUAAGCAUGAUGACAAGUUACAAGAAAAUUUGGAAUGUGGCUUCCAGUGUGCGCUUCUCUACACCACUGUAUAUGGGCAAAGAAGGAUCCGAGUUAUAAACCUCUCACUUUCAUGCACAAGUAUGCUUAGCAACCUUUUUCGAUAUGCUGAUCUGGAGACACAAUUUGCAUGCUUCCUGAAACAAGCUUCUAAUGGCAUCCCGACAUCUCCACUACCCCGUAUACGGGAGGAAGCAACAAAUACAUGUAUAAAUAUUCUGCAAUCCUACCGGAAGCAUUGUGCGUCUGUAAGCUCAUCUGGACAGUUGAUUCUCCCAGAGGCUCUAAAACUGCUGCCCUUAUAUACUUUAGCAUUGGUCAAAAGUAUAGGGUUGAGAAACGAUGGGCGAUUGGAUGAUCGUUCCUAUUGGAUGUCUCUUGUCUCCUCAAUUUCUGUAGUACUAGCAGUUCCGUUGGUGUUUCCUAGAUUGAUUCCUAUCCAUGAUCUUACAUCAAGGGCUGAUGAUGAUUCCCUUAUACCCAGUCCCCUGAUGCUCAAUAGUGAAAAUGUACUAGAGGAUGGGGUCUACUUGUUGGAAAAUGGAGAGGAUGGUCUAAUUUAUGUAGGAAAUAUGGUAAAUCCGGUCACCCUGGAACAAAUAUUCGGUGUCUCUUCUUUGGCUGCAUUACCAAUCCAGUUGGUAUUGGAGCAAUUUGACAACGAACUCUCGAGGAAGGUUAAUGAAGUUGUAAAUGAAAUAAGACGCCAGAGAUGCUCUUACUUGAGAUUAAGACUUUGCAGAAGGGGCGAACCAUCUGGCGAUUUCUUCCGCUCAUUUUUGAUAGAGGACAAGGCGCCUGCCGGCUUUUCCUACGUUGAGUUCCUCGUGCACGUGCACAGGCAAAUCCAAAGCAAGAUGACGUGAUGUGCCGGAUCCUAGUUGUACUAUUUUGGUUAGUAGGCGGCUUGUAGCCUGUAGGUACCAAAAAAGAGUUUGAUUUCCGCAUAAGGAUACAACAAAGAAGCGGACCAUGGUGACUCCAGACUACUGGGUGAGGCAUCAAGUUUGCCCGGAGGAUAGAAUGGCAGGAAUUGGGGCCUGCAAUGUUUACAGCACUGUUUUUUGGAGUGGGUAGUAUAUGUUGUAUACAGAAAUGAGGUGUGAAGGAGUGUUAAGGGAUCUAUUUUUUCGUGUUUUCUUUAGCAUUGUGUAUUCCUUAUUUAUCUCUUGUGCAAAGGGGAUGUGUUGUGUUUGAAGGAAAUAUUAUAGAGGUUUAGCUAUAAACUGUCCUAGCUAAUAGUACGAAUCAAAUAUAUAAUUUCGUAGUUUCUAUUUGAACGGUC
Molecule: messenger RNA, 3855 nt
Organism: Phragmites australis (common reed)
Lineage: Eukaryota; Viridiplantae; Streptophyta; Magnoliopsida; Poales; Poaceae
Product: protein transport protein SEC24 B-like
Exons: 24
Coding region: 110-3436 (1108 amino acids)
Biological process (GO): COPII-coated vesicle cargo loading; endoplasmic reticulum to Golgi vesicle-mediated transport; intracellular protein transport
Cellular component (GO): COPII vesicle coat; endoplasmic reticulum exit site
Molecular function (GO): SNARE binding; zinc ion binding
Source: RefSeq, a predicted model, not a curated record